This is a messenger RNA of Galendromus occidentalis (western predatory mite), 3547 nucleotides long. Its product is annotated as nose resistant to fluoxetine protein 6. The transcript is spliced from 14 exons. Bases 55 to 2721 code for a protein of 888 amino acids. The record is from RefSeq and is a predicted model, not a curated record. Lineage: Eukaryota; Metazoa; Arthropoda; Arachnida; Mesostigmata; Phytoseiidae. Gene Ontology annotation, molecular function: acyltransferase activity, transferring groups other than amino-acyl groups.
AAUUAGUGUAAAGUGUUGUGACCGUGAAACUCUGCGGAUUCGGAAGAUGAUGGAAUGAUCGGAAGUCUGUGCUGGAGGAGUCGUUCGAGGAAAUAUUCUAGAAAUCGCGCGAUGCGGUUGUGGUCGGGCCUGUUUCUGCUCACGGCGCUCGUGACACGAGGGUCGUGUAUCGUCGAGCAGCUGGAGAACACGGAGCACGGCAGCAACAAGAACGAGCUCCGGUCCUACCUGAACGCCGCCAAGCCGUUCAUAGCGUCCUUCUGCAAUUUCGGAAAGACCGAAGGCGAGCCUUACGAAGAAUGCCAAAAAUGUACAGAGUCCCUCAAGCUAUUCCUCGAUCAUCUGGCCGAACAACGAACAUGGGCCGUAAUGAUGGCCGAUGCCUUCGUCAAACCCCCGACGGGGAUCUUGUCAGGAACCUUCAGCUUCGUGUCGAACUACGAUCAAUGUCUGAAAAUCCCUGAGUUCGAUCUCGACGACAUUGAGAACGUUCUGCAAAAAUAUCCGCGACUACCCUCCAAAGUCAAAGGAGCUUACUGCAGCUUCAAGCUGCGUUUGAAGAGGAACAAAUACUUCAAACGACCCGAGAACGAAACCCUCAGCGAAUUCCAGGAGAAUAUGAAGAAGGAAGAGCACAAGAUGGAUGAUGUGUACAAACUGCAGCCUGAGUUCCCCGGAUACGUAGGACUUUGCGUCCCCUCGCCCUGCUCCAAAGUGUCAUUCGAGAAUCUCGGUCUGGCGAUGAAGAACAUUCUACUCAAGUAUAUCAAACCCAAUCGAGAAAAGUUUCCGAUCUUGGUCGGCAUUGACGCGGUGUCCUGCCAUCAAGCCGAUGAUCUCCCCCCCGCAAACUUUGGUGCCAGAUUCAUCUCUGGCAUAUUCAUCCUCCUGGCGAUAAUCGUUCUCAUCGGAACUCUAGCGGACAUCAUAUUCUGCUUGAAACUGAAGCGCGAUGAUAUUUCUAAGGAUGAGGCCAAGCACUCGUAUGACUUCGCCUUGGAGGGUAACUUCGCACAAAUGCUCCGCUCGUGCUCGGCCGUGGUCUCUUUCAGGCAGUUGAUGGAUACGCGUGUCCCAACGCACACCGUCAAGUGCCUUUACGGAGUCAAAUUUUUCGCCAUUGUCUGGCUCAUUAUGGGAAACACGGGCCAGCUUCGCGCAGGAAAUAUGACGACGAACAUGAAAGAGAUGGAGAAAACCCUCCAAACAAUGACCACGCAGUUCGUACUCAACAAAGAUUUGGCCGUCGAUACUCUGCUGGUUGUGAGCGGAGUUUUGUUUGCGUUCGGACUCUCGAAGAGAAACGGCGUCGGUCACGUCCUGCGCUACAGCGGUCACCGACUCAUGAAGACAGUGCCGAUGUACUAUCUCCUGCUUUGGUUCCUCGUAUGUUGCUUCGCGCGAAUGGGAGCAGGACCCACGUGGGAUAUCGAGAGUCAACGUUACUUGUCAAAGUGCGGGGCGACGUGGUGGGCAAACAUUGCAUUCAUUAACAACUUCCUCAAGGUUGAAAAUCAGUGUAUGCCCCACUCAUGGCUUGUCGCCUAUCUGAUGCAGGGCCUCAUCGUUGCAGUUAUAGCUACGUUUUUCUGGAAAAAGAUGGAAAACGUGACCCAUUUCGUGCUCGGAGUUCUAGUCGUGACGACCAUGAUCAUAGAUUUCGUUCUGAACCUGUCGAAUAAUCUGGGCCCUACGACGCUUCUUCGGGAAUACCGUUCAGGAUCGAAGAACGACUACAUGUCGAUUGUGGGAAUGCAGAUCUACAGCCGAGGGGGCCCGUUCUUCAUCGGUCUCAUCAUAGGUUUCAUCUUCAACCAGAAGAUGAAUAGCAAGGGCACGUUCAGCAAGCUCGGCCGACUUGCCACAACAUUCAUGUGGCUUAUGAUUUUGACCGUGGUCAUUGUGACCAUGAACGCCACGUUCAAUUGGAACCGAGGUGCAUCGUAUCCCAGCAACUCCGUUUCGGCUGUUUACGACGCAUUCCAUCGCGUAGUGUUCGCGCUGGGUACGGGGCUCCUCAUCAUGAUGUGCCACGCAAAGAAAGGAGGAAUCGUCAACAUGCUCUUGUCGUGGCCCGGUUUUAUUCCUGUGGGCAAACUCUGGCUCCUUAUCUAUCUUGUGCACCCGUUUGUUAUUUUCCACAGCAACGGCACCCUCCGCGCUCCUGUAUAUUACACCAAAAAACAGCUCUUCUCCGAAAUCUUGUGGAACCUCGUCAUCUCCAUUGUUGUUUCGAUCGUGCUCCAUAUUCUGCUUGUAGCUCCGUUCCAGGCUAUCGAGCGCUUCUUCUACGACACUUUCAUCGAGCCAUCCGAUGAGAGUGAUUCUAGCAACACCUACCUGCGGUACACGUAUCCGAAGAAGGAUGUGGAGACCGGCAGCUCGAAUCAGAGCAGUCCUUCAGCGCGGAAAGACCGGGAAGAGCUGCCCGAACCCUACGACAAGCAUCAGAGAGAUUAUCCCAACGGCGAAGACACGACGGACAAAUCCGACGAACAAGAGGGGGAGCCUCUCGUGGCUAACGCUCGGAAUUCGCUAAGAGAUCAUUCGCACAUCGGAGACUUCUACGAGGCUCCUCGUAUCGACGCCAAUAUCGAUGAGCUAGAAGAAUCACCGCGGAGGAGCCGCAAGCAUCUGGAGAGCCUAGAAGAGAAGCAGCUAGCGCAGAAAUCUGGAGGCGAAAAAGGAACAGGAGACGAGAGAAGCAAUUUGAUCCAGUGAAUGAGACAGGAAUCGUAGCCGGAAAGAGAGAAUGAGAGACCUGGUUUUCGCUUCAUCAGCUACUUCUCUGCGGAACAGGAGACGUUUGCAGAGCGGGCGGCCGGAACAAGACUUUGCCAAGCGAGCUUGCAGCCAUCAUCGUUUCCCCAGGGCCAAAGCCUUGCGUCCGAUCAACAGCUCCCCUUGAGAUUGGAGACACUCGAGGGAACAAUCGUCCGAUUCAGAAUCACAGUAUGCAUCGAACAGCAUCUACAGAGUCAGCCACCAAUACCUUCCCACAUAUUACACAUUCAGAGAACUUGAAGACCGACCUGAAAUUAGUACUUAGAUCCGGCGCUGCAUCCAACCUCAAAAGCCUCGGAGGCGGUGCCGGCGAACGAGAGGGAGAAAGUUUAGCUUCGAGUCGACUUCAGAGUUUGAAGUCUAAGUUGAAGCUGGUUUCGAAAGACGAGGUCCACUAGUUUUGUUCGGAGGCAGCAGGGAGUGAUGUGGAGCGAAGUAGAAACUUGGUUAUCCACCUGACUUUAAUCAUAGCAAUUAUUGUGAUGUGCCAUAUAAGUGAGCCUACUCCCCUGAGAGACGGGAAUAUCCGUCCGCCUAAUUAUGUCGUUUUCUAAACGAGGCGGACUAGUAGAAUUGUACGUUCGGGAGGAAACUCGGUGCUACUCGAAUAUGUUUCCGAGCGCGUAUCUUUGGAAGAAAACAAAAUCGAGCCUGAAAAUGGAGAACAAACGUUGAACAGUGUGAGAGAUAUAUGUAGGUAUUUUUUUACCUCCUGAUGAUGAGACCGAGAGAGGAGAAUGUUUUCUAAUAAAUAGUCUUCAAU